This is a messenger RNA of Oldenlandia corymbosa var. corymbosa, 2046 nucleotides long. Lineage: Eukaryota; Viridiplantae; Streptophyta; Magnoliopsida; Gentianales; Rubiaceae. The record is from the annotation of a GenBank genome assembly.
AUGUCGAAGAGCCAGAAAUUGAAUCCCAUGAUCAUUUCCGGGCUUCAUGUAAUCCUUUUUUUAAGGUUUCGGGGGGCGUACGAUGGUCCCGUGUUUCUGCGGUACCAUGAUAUUUGGCUAAAUCCUGCUACGCGAUCAGUCAUAACAGCGGAAAAAAAAAAGGUUCUCAAUGCGCUCCCAGGCAACUCAACAAAGAGAUACCUGGGAAUUUGGUACAAGAACAUCACGGUUCACACCGUGGUGUGGGUUGCUAAUAGGGAACAUCCCCUGAAUACUACAAAGGGGACUCUAGAGGUCAUCAAGCCAGGAUUUCUUGUUCUUCGCGCCUCGGCGAAUAAUACCAUAUGGUCCUCCAAUUAUUCCAUAACUGUACGCAACCCGGUGGCGAGAUUAUUAGAUAGCGGGAAUCUUAGCUUUGAUUAUCCAACUGAUACGUAUCUUCCAGGAAUGAAGCUGGGCCGGAAUUUUGUUACUGGUCGAGACGUUUAUAUUACGUCAUGGAAAAGUGCUGAUGAUCCAUCUCCAGGGGAAUUCACAUAUAGCCUGGAUUCUACCGGCUACCCACAGAAGAAGAUCAAAAAGGGGCUGAUAGGAAAUAACAUAUUUACCUUUGAAGUGGUGUACAACACGAUGGACAUGGGAACCUCAGAUUAUGCUCGAUGUGGUCCGAAUAUAUCCCUGGAUGAUUGCAAGAACUUGUGUUUCAAGGAUUGUACUUGUACGGCUUAUUCAAGCUUAGACGUGCGGAAUGGAGGGAGUGGAUGCUUGCUUUGCUAUCCAAAAGCAUCUUUGUAUGCGUCGCUUGAACCACAACUACCAACACCACCACGACCACCACCAGCACCAGCAAUCCCUGAUACACCUACAGCAGCCAAUGUUCAGCCUGAUGGAAAGAAAAAAAGAAGUAUACUCGUCUGGUUGUUGCCACUAUCAAUCCUUAUUCUGGUUCUGUUGGGGAUCGGCCUGAUAUUGUAUAAGUACAGAAGGAUAAGAAAGCACCCCAAGAUAAAGCCAGAAGGAGUUUCAAAACGUACCAGUGGCAAGGAUUACAUCAACAAACCUGAAGGCAAGAAGAUUGAGCUCCCCCAGUUUGAGUUCUAUAGAUUGGUGCAAGCCACCAAUAACUUUUCCCCUGAAAACAAACUUGGAGAGGGUGGCUAUGGUCCUGUUUACUUGGGUGUGCUAGAAGAGGGACAGGAAAUCGCCGUGAAGCGUCUCUCCAAAUCUUCGGAACAAGGCGCCGACCAAUUCAGGAACGAAGCUCGAUGUAUAGCUCAACUUCAGCAUCGGAAUCUUGUAAAGCUUCUAGGGUGUUGUGUUGAAGGGGAAGAGAAGAUCCUGAUUUAUGAAUAUAUGCGUCAUGGUAGCCUAGAUUACUGGAUAUUCGAUCGAAGCAGAAGCGCCAAGCUCGACUGGCCUAAACGCCUCAACGUAAUUCAGGGAAUUUCUAGAGGGCUUCUCUACCUUCACGAAGAUUCCCAACCCAGAAUCGUACACAGAGACCUGAAAGCAAGCAACAUUCUGCUGGACGCCGAUCUUAAACCGAAGAUCUCAGAUUUUGGGAUAGCAAGAAUCUUUGGAGGGAACAAAACUGAAGACAGGACAAGAAUGGUAGUCGGAACUCAGGGAUACAUAUCUCCGGAAUACGCAGGAGGCGGGACAUUCUCCAUAAAAUCAGAUGUAUUCAGCUUUGGAGUUUUAGUGCUGGAAAUUAUCUGUGGGAGGAAAAACAGGACAUUUAAUUACGAAGGCUACCCCAUCAAUCUUCUGGGUUAUGCCUGGAUGCUGAACAGGGAUGGAAAGGCACUGGAAUUAGUGGACCCGAAUCUGGGCAAUUCUUAUUGUUCGUCAGAAGUGAUUCGAGCAGUUAAGGUGGGAUUAUUGUGCGUUCAACAAAGUCCGGAAGAUAGGCCUGAUAUGUCUUGUGUAGUCAACAUGUUGGGAAACGAAGUAGUAAUUCCAGAGGCUGCACAACCUGGGUUUUACGUGGAAAGAGUCGUAACCCACCCUGAAUUCACCAUGAUCACCACCAUCGAACCAAGAUGA